AUGGGCGAUAGCCUAUCUGUUAGCGAAUGUGUAACUCACGUUUAUCAAGCUGCCCGUGAUGGUUCUUCUAAUCUGACUGAUAUUUUAAAGCGGCUGAAAAAUGAACAAAGAAAAACCGCUUUGGAAACAAAAACUGAAGAUUGCGGCCAUUUUGUCACUCCUCUCAUCAUCGCUGCUCGCAAUGGACACCUGAAUUCUGUGAAGAUUCUUCUGGGAUAUGGAGCAGACAUCGAGGCUCGAGGAACGCUGAAGACAGGAAUCGAAGUUAUAGAGGGUUGUACACCUUUGUGGGCCGCUGCUUCUUUUGGUCGUCUUGAUGUUGUGAAGCUGUUAAUCGAACAAAAUGCAGACGUUGACGGCAGAACAUCGACCGGUUCGACUCCACUGACGACUGCUGCCAUUAACGGGCACCUUGACGUUGUGAGAUGUUUGGUUGAGAGCGGGGCAGAUGUGAAUGCACGCACUAUCACUGAGAACACCCCUCUAAUAGCAGCGUGCUAUCUCGGCCACUUAAAUGUUGUUAUUUAUCUUAUUGACAAAGGUGCUUUUAUGGAUCUGCAAAACAAAGAUGGCAGCACUGCACUUCACGUCGCUGCUCAAAGGGGCCACUUGGAGAUAGUCACUCAACUUUUGGCUCUUAGAGCAUCACAACUGCCAAAUAAUCAAGGAUUAACACCACUUCUUUAUGCCUGUAAUGAGUGUUCCAUUGAAAUGGUGGAGUGUCUUAUCAACAGACCGGAAUGUACAAAGGAACAGAGAAUUGAUGCUCUUGAACUUCUUGGUGCCACCAUUGCUAUUGAUCGACCUCUUGACACUGGGAAAGCGAAAGCGUUUAGUUACAUGAAACAUGGAAUGGAGGAGAGAUAUAAGGACCUGGCACAUCCAUUGCUUAAAACGAAAAUGGAACCUGUGGAAGCUUAUCAAAAUAGAAAAGAGAGUCAAACUCUUCAGGAACUUGCUCUGUUAGAAGGUGAUGAUCAUGCUAUCGGCAUGGAAGGACUAAUAAUCAGAGAAAGAAUCCUUGGGCCUGACAAUCCAGCAAAUCUGCCAUCAUUAAUAUACCAUGGAGCUGUUAUAGCUGACGUAUCCGAGGAGUACGAGCUCUCUGCUGGUUUGUGGCAAAGAGCGUCGGAGAAAGCCAUGAACAGCAGUGAUGUUCCAAUAACAGACGUAAUAAGUUGUCUUAAAUACCAGAUAGCUGUAUUUGGAGAAAUGGUACAAAAAAGUAAGCUUUUAAGACCAAAUCUCAUUGAAGACGCCUUUCAAAUACUUGUUGCUGUAAGUGAGAAACAGGGUGAACAAUUGAAGUCUAGAAAAUCACAAGAGGGUCAUGAAAAUAAGGAGCAAGAUAUAACGGUUUAUUAUGCUCUCUAUCUUUUGAAGAUAUACACCAAAGUUAAAGUUCAGAAUGCCAACAUGAUUGACUUUCUUCAACGGUUCCUGCUUUUAAACCCUCGUACCAAUGAUGGAAAUACUCUACUGCACUUAGCUGCGUGGCAUGAAACUCCAAUUUUUUUAUUUGUAAAAGACAUUUUGCAAAGUGUGUGGAAGUUUCCCUGUGUUGAGACCAUGAAGCUUAUUUUAGAUGCAGGGUGUGAUGUAAAUGCUGUUAACACCGAGGGAAACACGCCUCUCCAUCUAGCUGUGACGUUUAAGGCAGCUGAGCUUGAAGAAGUCGAGAUUUUGAGAGAAAUGCUGCUGUUGUUGUUAGAUAUCGGUGCAGAUCCAAAGCUAGCAAACAAAAAUGGUCAAACAUCACUGGACAGCUGUGAAACUGACGCAGCUCGUAUGAUCCUGUCCGAGAAAAGAGGACUGAGUGCCAUGAACGUCGACGUCGGAGAUGUAAGUAAUAUUAACAUAUUAUAA
Messenger RNA from Porites lobata, 1866 nucleotides. NCBI's taxonomy places the organism in Eukaryota, Metazoa, Cnidaria, Anthozoa, Scleractinia, Poritidae. The record is from the annotation of a GenBank genome assembly.